GCGCUCAUCGAGGACGGACGCGUCUUCAGCGAGAUAUUCCCCGUCCGAUUCGACGAGGUGGGGCCGGACAAGGCGUGCACCAUGAGGACGGUGGCGUCCAUGAUGCAGGAGUGCGCGUGCAAUCAUAUCCAGGCCAUGUGGGGCAAGGGCCAGUCCUCCCCGGCGGAGAUGCGGAGCAACAACCAGGCGUUCGUUUGCACGCAGAUGCACAUAGAGGUGCACGAGUACCCGCGUUGGGGCGACGAGGUGGAGGUCAAGACCUGGGUCGAGGUGGAGCGGAGCGUGUCGGCGCGGAGAGACUUCGAGCUCGUGCUGUGCGAUGGACCGGAGGGGACGUGCCGGGCGGUGGGCGCGGCGACCAGCAGAUGGGUCGCGUUCGACGUCGCCAAGCGCCGAAUGGUUCGAAUUCCCAAGAAAACCACAGAGGAUGUGACAAACUAUCACGCGCUCCUCAACAACUACAUCAUGGGCGAGGACUACGUCAUGCCCAAGCUCCUGGACGUCAGGAACACCAACCUGCCGCUGUCCCAGCCCAAGGCGUUCACCGGCGACCGUUUGGACCUGGACAUGAACGGUCACGUCAACAACGUCGUGUACACCGAGUGGAUACUCGAAUCCGUCCCGGUUGACAUGUGGACCGACUACCAGCUGUGCGAGCUCGACAUCGAGUUCAAGAGCGAGUGCGGCUACGGAGACGUCAUCGCCGCGGUGA
This is a messenger RNA of Micromonas commoda, 712 nucleotides long. RefSeq lists its product with no specific name. The record is from RefSeq and is a predicted model, not a curated record. Gene Ontology annotation, biological process: fatty acid biosynthetic process. Gene Ontology annotation, molecular function: acyl carrier activity; fatty acyl-[ACP] hydrolase activity. The transcript has a single exon. Lineage: Eukaryota; Viridiplantae; Chlorophyta; Mamiellophyceae; Mamiellales; Mamiellaceae. The annotation marks the transcript as partial.